AUGUUCGGUGGCAGUCAGCCGCCCGCCAACUCUCAAGAGGACGAGAAAGCAAUGAAUCAGCUCAGUGUGUAUCUGAGCCGCCAGAUUCACCCGAUUUACCUGUCUGCUCUCGUUUCGGGCUGCCGGAAGCUGGAGAAGCUUCAUCUCGCUGGAUGCCACUUCACAGAAUCAGCCAGUCUGCGUCAGUUGGCCCGGUGUACGACGUUGCGACAUCUGGACCUGUCCAGAGUCACCAACAUCAGUGCCUCUGAGCUGGCGCUGGGGCUGAGCGGCUGUCCACUGCUGGUACAACUCUUCGUGGCCGAGCUGGAGCCGCCGGUGGAACAGCUGGUGCCACCGACCGGGCUUCCGAACCUCGUCUCUCUGAAUGUGAACCAAAGCGGGCUGACCAACAACUCACUUCGACGUCUACCUCGCUUGUUCCCAAAGCUUCGCUCACUGAGUCUACAAGGAUGCCGUUCGGUGAAAGAGGAUGGUCUUCUGAGCUACCUACCGAAGCUUCGGCACCUUGAUGCGCUGGACCUGAGCGGAGUCAGCGAUGUCACUGAAGCGGUUCUCGCAAAGCUGAAGAACUGCCAUCUUACCAAGCUGAGACUUGGCAGCACUGGAGAAGGGGAUGUGAGCCCUUCUCAGAAGGGGAUCAGGAAGCUGGCGCUCGAGUGCAAGUCCCUCGAAGUGCUGUGGCUGGAUGUGUCAGCGGAUGUUCUCAAUUCCAUCGCAGGAACGCUGAAGCGGCAAAUAUCCAGUCAACGGAUCCUCGUGCUAUGUAGCGGACAAAACGGAGCCGCCAACUCUUCGGUCUCGGAGCCGCAGUGUUAUCCGCACAACAUACAUGUGGUCGAUGCAAACUCGGUGCCCUGGUAG
Molecule: messenger RNA, 864 nt
Organism: Amphibalanus amphitrite
Lineage: Eukaryota; Metazoa; Arthropoda; Thecostraca; Balanomorpha; Balanidae
Product: F-box/LRR-repeat protein 20-like
Exons: 1
Coding region: 1-864 (287 amino acids)
Source: RefSeq, a predicted model, not a curated record